AUGAUGGAUCGUCUUGUUCGCCUCCUUCGCAAACCCGGAUCGAAGGAUGCCGUCGAGGGCAUUGCUCCAACGCAGCGAAUCAAAAGGGAAGAGGAAGAAGGCAGUGAGAAUAUUACCAUAUAUGUCAUGACUCCAAAGCGAGCAAUCCUAGACCGGUGGCUAGACUGGGUUGUGCGCGCCUCGGGGUCAAAAUUCGUGUUUUGUGCCAUCCUUGCGGGCCUUUUGACAUGGGCUUUACUUGGUAUUCCCUACGGCAGAACGGAUACCUGGCAGGUUAUUAUCUCUGAUGUGCAGGCCAUUAUCUGUUAUGUCUUUGACUCUUUCCUGGUGCGUCAACAACUGAACGAGUAUGAUAAUGAAAUCAGGGCAGCGGCGCAAGUGCAGUCACGACUUAUCAGUCAUGCUCGGAUGUUGAAUGCACUCAAGAAGGAGAUCAAUGAACAGCGGAGUGUCCAUGGGGCUUUCGAAAACUCACCCCUAGAUAUCCAGGAGCGGGAAACUGCUCUUCCAGAGGAUACCAAGUUCGGCCGGGCCAUCGGUCUUUGCGCACGCAUUCUAGGACACUUGGUGACAUCAAUUCUAUUCUGGGCUGGCGUCAUCAUUUGGAUCGGUGUUGGUACACUACGUAAUUGGAGCAAUGAUUGGCAACUCUACAUGAACUCCGCUUCAUCUGCUCUAAUGGUGUUCGUGUUCUCCUUUCUCGCCAACAUCCAUGAACGGCAUUCAACCUAUAUGAAGAGGUGUCUCGAUGCAAUCUUUUGCGUGGAUUCAAGGCUAGAGCUGAAACUGCGGGAGCUGACCGAUGAUAAUCUCCAAAAUCAGCCGGUGGUCAUCCCUCCUCCAAGGGUCAACUGGAUUCAGCGCACUAUUUUCUACUAUGCGGACUUUGUGGGCACUUUGGCCGGUAUUGCCAUACUUCUAACUGUCGUCGCGAUCUGGGUGGCUGUUGGACCUAUUCUUAAAUUCAAUGCCAACUGGUGGCUUCUCAUAGGAACAUACGCAGGACUGAUUGGGAUGAAUGAUGCGUUUGUGUUACGGAACAUGCAAGCCCGUCUAAGUGGCUACGUUGACGCGGAGCAUGAGAAAAUCGACAAGGAAGAUGAAAGGCUGUUCAAUUCGAUUAGAUUGGAGAUUCCCACCGGUAAGGAACAUGCAGAUAACUCUCUCAGUUCGCGAGUUUCCCGAGUUAUGUGCCGGAUCAGUGCCCAUGAGCUUACAGUCGUCGCGGGCUUUCUACUCCUCGUCGGCUUGGUUAUUGGCGCCAGUGUCAUGAGGUGGAGCUUGACUGGACAGUUAUUGUGCAAUGUCCCACCGAGUAUAAUCGAGUCCUUCUUUAUGAUUAUUCUCAUCGCGGGUCAUAACGAAGAAGAGAGUCGAAAGGUUGCAGAGCUCCAGUCCAUGUAUGAACGUCGCCUGAGACUCCUGUCCUUUGUCAAACGGUUUGAGGCGCUGAGGGACUCGUCAGCCCAUCCACCCCAGAAGCUCGCUGUUGAUUCGACUUUCUUACGCAGUGUCUCUCGGGAGUAUGAGUAUCUACCUAGUUCCAUUGCAUUCGCAUCGGAUUUACGCAAGCGUGGCAGAAGAUUAUCUGUAGGUCAUGAUUCAACGGUGCCUACUUCAGAUUGA
This is a messenger RNA of Talaromyces stipitatus ATCC 10500, 1626 nucleotides long. Its product is annotated as low affinity iron transporter, putative. The transcript is spliced from 2 exons. Bases 1 to 1626 code for a protein of 541 amino acids. NCBI's taxonomy places the organism in Eukaryota, Fungi, Ascomycota, Eurotiomycetes, Eurotiales, Trichocomaceae. The record is from RefSeq and is a predicted model, not a curated record. Gene Ontology annotation, biological process: transmembrane transport.